AUGUUGUAAGUUUGCAUUAGAGUUCGUCCUCUUUUAAAACAUGAAAAAAAUGCAUAAUGGUUCGUCAAUAAGAAUAAUAUAAACUCUUCAAAUAAAUCUUUUACAUUUGACUAAGUAGAAUGUGAAACAAGGACUUAAACUCUUUAUAAUAAAAUUGCCAAAUAGAAUGUCAAAAAGGCACUUAAUGGCUAUCAUACAACAAUAAUGUGUUAUGGAUAAACUACAUCAGGAAAAACAUUCACAACCUUAGGUACUCAUGAUAAUCCAGGAAUAUUACCUUGUGCCUUGAGAGAUGUUUUUUUAGAUGAUAAUGUUAAAUGUUCAAUCUAAUAUGUUCAAAUAUAUAAUGAAGUUAUUGAUGAUCUUUUGGAUCCAAAAUGCACAUCUUUGUAAAUAAUUAAUGAUUAAAAAUGGGGUACAUCAUUACAAUUGAAAUAAACCCCAGUAAAAAGCUUUGAUUAAGCUAUACAAUUAUUAAACGAAGGAGAAGAAAGAAGAAUAUACAGAGAGACUUAAAUUCAUGAUAAAAGUUCAAGAUCACAUACAAUAUUUAGGAUUUUUAUUGAAAAUGGAUCUAGAUAUUCAUGCUUAAAUAUAGUUGAUUUAGCUGGUAGUGAGAGAGUUUCAUCAGAAAAUGAUAUAAAUCAUGAGACAGGUUAUAUCAAUAAGAGUUUGUUAGCAUUAACUAAUGUAAUUAAUUAAUUAACGGAAUAAAAAUAAUAGCAUAUUUCAUAUAGAGAUUCAAAAUUAACAAGACUACUUUAGAAUUCAUUAGGAGGUAAUUCUAUUACAGUUCUAAUAUGUUGUAUAUCUCCAGGAAACAAUACAUAAACCUUGUCAACAUUGCAAUUUGCACAAAGAGCAAAGAUAGUUAAAAACACUCCUAUUAUUAAUGGAGAGAAACAGACUUAAGAAUUGUAAGAUUAACAAUUUUAAAGUUCUUCUUAUUCAAAUUUCAACAUUUUUACAUAUGCUUAAUGUUAAAAAUAAUCAAACAAGAAUUCAUUUUAAGCUUUUAUCAAAUUAGAACAAAAGUAUUAAAAAAAAUAUUGUGAACUUCUUUAAUAAUAUUAUAAGGAAUUAAAUAAAUUAUAAAUAAAUGAAUAAGAUUUAUAAGAUGUUAUAUCAAUUUUGGAAAGAAAUAUUUUAACACAACUAGAAGAGAUGAAAUAAAGUAUAUCCGAUACAAAUAAUGAAGAAUAAUAAUAUAAACUUUUAAUUUGGGGAUCUGGACAAGAUGGAAGAUUAGGAUUUGGUGAUGAAAAAACUUGUAAAAUUCCAACAGAAAUUAGCAAUUAUAAAUUUUCAUAGGUUAGUUGUGGAUUCCACCAUACUUUAGCUAUAUGUAAUGGUUGCAUUUAUGCUUGGGGAAGAGGUCAAAAAGGAUAGUUAGGAUUAGGAAAUUUUGAAACUAUUCUUAGUCCUACAAAAAUAGAUAACUUAAAAAAUGCUACUUAAAUUGCUUGUGGAUGGUAACAUAGUUUGGCUAUUUGUGAUGGUAAUUUAUAUUCUUGGGGUUGUGGAGAUGAUGGAUAAUUAGGAAAUGGAGAUUGUCAAUCAAUAAAUUAACCUAUUGCUAUUUAAGAAGAUGUUGAAUAUAUUUAUGCUGGUCAUUCAUAAAGUGGAUUUAUGAAAGAAGGAAUGUUAUAUACUUUUGGAAAUAAUUAGGAUGGAAGAUGUAUGAUUGAUUCUUUAGGAAUUCUUACAGAACCAGAAUAAGUACCUUUGAAUGAUAUUAAAUCAGUAAGUCUAGGUGUUUCUCAUAUGGGAGUUGUUACUAAUGAUGGAUGUGUUUAUAUGGCUGGAACUUCUAUUGAUGGUUAAUUAGGAACUUUUAGUAUAGAUGACGAAGUGGCCACUUGGUUUACUUAAUUAGAUAAAUUUAAUAGUUCAAAUAGAGCUUAAUAAAUUUAAUGUGGAGAUUCAUUUACUUUAGUUUUAAAUACAAAAGGAAUUAUCUAUGCUUUUGGAAAGGGCUCAUUUAAACGAUUAGGAUUAUCAACUACAGACAAUAUUUAUGAACCUACUCCUUUGCCUAUCUAAGGUGAUAUGAUAUAUGCUGGAUGCAGACAUGCUUGUUCAAUAACAAAGAAUGGAUAAGCAUAUAUGUGGGGAUUUAAUUUUCAUAAUCAACUUGGUCUUGGAUAAGAUGAUUUAGAUUAGGAACCAAUUUUAUUAAAAAUUACUAAUAUCAAAUAAAUGUCACUUGGUUAUUUUCACUCUGCUGCUUUAGUUUCAAAUUGA
Molecule: messenger RNA, 2244 nt
Organism: Paramecium pentaurelia
Lineage: Eukaryota; Ciliophora; Oligohymenophorea; Peniculida; Parameciidae
Source: the annotation of a GenBank genome assembly